AUGCCUUUCUCCGAAGCAUGGAAUCUACUAACACCUCACUCAAACACAAGUUAUCUCACUGAAAGGACAAAAUCGCCCGUUCUGAUUCUCUCACUUGAGCAAGGUUUCACCGUGUCUGGCUCAAUGGCAGAAAGACUUGGUGAUAAUCCGGAGAAUUCAAAAUCCCCAAGCCCGGCGCGGCGAGACUCCCAAACCGUCGAGAAAGUUUCUAGAGCUUGUGAUAACUGUUCCAAGUCGAAAUCGAAAUGUCUGCUGAGGCCUGGGACGAAGACCUGCGAGAAUUGCAGAUUCUUGGAAAUUGCAUGCACCUUUAAUCGCACCGUAAAGAAAAGGGGCCCUCCAAAAGGAUAUGUGAAUACUCUGGAGCAGAGAUUAGCUUCGCUAGAGGGCCUAGUUGCCGAGCUACGAGACGGACAAGCAGAGGCUGGCCAUGUAUCAAUCAACAACACAACUCUGGCUUCUUCGGCCAUAAACUCGAAUUAUAACAACAAGCCAAAUGUACAAGAAUAUGCAAUCCCCGAUAACAUAAACCCUCAUCAAAAGCAUAUAUCUCUUCCAGAGAAUCCAUACAAUCGGAAAACAGACAGUACUUCAGAGCGCUCAACAGUUUUGGGUUAUCUGUCAGUCGACGAGAAUAUGACCAUGCGGUACCAUGGACCAACAUCAGGUCUUCAUUUGAUGACCGCAUCCCGAGUGUUUGUGUCUCCUUUUUGGCAUUUCUCUAACCCCGGCUUCUGGCCACGAAGCAAACGCACUACAUUUCGCACAGAAGACGAGAUCGUAUCUGCGGCAGAUGCCAUAUUAGGUGGAAUUCUUCCUACCAUCCCCUUGCAGAAUAAACUCCUCGAGUUGGUCUCUCCUUUCAAUCUAUGUAUAUCUACCUCUAACCUGGAAUGCUUGCGUAGAGCGUAUUGGACCUUUGUGCAUCCCUGCUUCCCAGUCGUGCACAGAGAGACAUUUCUCUUUCAGCUGAGUAAAGACCGUCGUGGCAUGCCUCGACAAGGGAAAUCAGCAUUCGAUCAGAUUGAACGCCGAAUUCCGCAGGUGCUUUUACUGUCGAUGUUUGCACUCUCAGCUCGUUUUAUUGAUAACUGUGAGCCUCGAGAGGACAGUGAUCCGGGCGACGAUUAUGCAAUCAAAGCAGAGACUUUACUUGCUCAACAUAAGCAAAGUAGCAUAAACUGCUGUUUGGCGUUAAUUAUGAUGGCCUAUCGCGAGAUUGGCACCGGUGGUUCUAUCAGUUGGAUGUACGUAGGAAAGGCAGUUCGAAUGGCCCAAGAUUUAGGUUUACAUCGGGACCCUUCUGUCUGGAAAAAAACACAGUGCUUUCGGAAUAUGUCCAAUGUUGAGAUGCAGAUUCGGCGUUUGAUAUGGUGGGGUGCUUUUGUGCUUGACAGAUAUAUUUCUGCAUGGCAGGGUAGACCUUGUGCCAUUCACCAAGAUGAUUUUGAUACUCAGUUUCCCGACGAUACCUUGUAUGAAAACAGAGAUAACUCUUUAUCCUGCUUCGUGCAAGUCAUCAAACUAUGCAAGUCACCAUCUAUAACGAUGCCCAUACUUCAAGGACGAAUACACAAAGCAUUCUACUCCGUAGGAAUCAAAGACCCCAACUGGGCGACGCUACAUGACCUGGAGAAUGAGCUUAAUGAAUGGGAGGCAGAUGUUCCAGAAUUCCUCGCCAUCAAACAGGGAGUGAAAUUACCAGUAGCAAUUGUUGUGAUGCACGCACAAUUUUGGAAUUGCAAAGUGCUCCUUCAUCGUCCGUUUAUCGUGACCAGUCGAAACGAAGCCCAGAGCAAUAAUCCCUCACUGCUGGCAGCAACUUCGGCGGCUGUUGCAAUUUCGAACCUCCUCGAACAUUUCACAUCCUCUUAUAAUCCCACCUUCGCCCCGCCAUUUUUCAACUACUACUGUUUCACGGCUAUUAUAAUGCACCUUUUUAACCGCGCCACAUAUCCUGUCCUCUUCUCUCCAUCUGCUUUGAUGCAUUGCAUAGACUGUUGUCGAAAGAUGAAGAGUAUAUGGUCGAGCGCAGCGCGGACACUACAUAUCAUUGAGGGUGUCGAUCAUAAAGUUGAAAAUACAAUGCCGGAUUACUAUAGCAUCCAUUCUGGUGCGUCAGCACCGACCGCAGCUGCUACGGCAAUGGUGGAUGCCCAGCAUCAAGGAGCCGCAGAAGGAGACGAAUCGGCAGUACUGGGCUUCUCAUUGUCGUCGUGGCCAUCUCCAAUUGCUGAACCAGACUGGUUGGGUUUAGAGACAUGGAGGGGUUGA
Molecule: messenger RNA, 2274 nt
Organism: Talaromyces stipitatus ATCC 10500
Lineage: Eukaryota; Fungi; Ascomycota; Eurotiomycetes; Eurotiales; Trichocomaceae
Exons: 6
Coding region: 1-2274 (757 amino acids)
Biological process (GO): DNA-templated transcription; regulation of DNA-templated transcription
Molecular function (GO): DNA binding; DNA-binding transcription factor activity, RNA polymerase II-specific; zinc ion binding
Source: RefSeq, a predicted model, not a curated record